AAAUUUCACCAAGUGUUAUCCGUCUUAGAAAAAGGAAAUCUUUUAAAUUAUCUAAUAUUCUUAAUAUGGAUGAGACUCCUGUCUGGUUUGACAUGGUUGGAAACUUUACUAUUGAUCAAAAAGAUGAAAAAACAAUUUAUAUUUCUAUUAUUCCGAGUGGUUUGACUAGCAUUUGUCAACCACUUGAUAUUGCAAUUAAUAAACUGUUUAAAGACAAUCUUCGCAAAGAGUGGUAUCUUUGGAUGGCAAAAGGUGGUGCUAGAAAAACUGCAGCUGGAAACCUUUGA
Molecule: messenger RNA, 287 nt
Organism: Scutellospora calospora
Lineage: Eukaryota; Fungi; Glomeromycota; Glomeromycetes; Diversisporales; Gigasporaceae
Source: the annotation of a GenBank genome assembly